Anthostomella pinea is the source of this 375-nucleotide messenger RNA. The record is from the annotation of a GenBank genome assembly. Lineage: Eukaryota; Fungi; Ascomycota; Sordariomycetes; Xylariales; Xylariaceae.
AUGUCCGACGGCACAGUCCAAAGCUGGCCACGCAUCCUCCUCCGCGCAGAAGGCGCUGCCAUCUUCACAUCCACCAUCUGGGCCUACUGGCGCACCGGGCUAUCAUGGUGGCUCUUUGCCGGCGGUAUUCUUCUCCCGGACUUGGGGAUGGCAGGCUUCCUGGCCAACAACGUAGCUGGCGCCGCUACAUACAAUACCCUCCACACCGAGACGCCACCGAUACUCUUGCUGUGUACUGGAUUCGCACGAGGUGAUGCGCGUCUGACCGGAGCGGCGCUCAUCUGGUUGGCUCAUAUUGGUAUGGAUCGGAUGUUUGGGUUUGGGCUGAAGUAUGGGACGAGGUUUGGGCAUACUCAUUUGGGCAUUAUUGCUUGA